GGAUCUGGAGAUCGUAUAUUCUUAUUUACAUGGAAUGGAAGCAUUGUCUAAUUUAAGAGAACACCAGCUCAGAAUAAUGUGUGAAACCGUGAGAUACGAGAGGCAUGAAGCAAAUGAAGUGUUGUACUACCCUGAUGAUAUUGGGACCUGUUGGUAUAUUCUUCUGUCUGGUUCAGUAUUUAUCAAAGAAUCAAUGUUUCUUCCAAGGAGCAGUUUUGGGAAACGCUCUGCAGGAAGCUUCAGGCGUGGCUGUGAAUGCAUUGUUCUAGAACCAUCUGAAAUGAUUGUGGUGGAUUACAUGGAUGAAAAUGAAGAGUAUUUCCAGCGACAAGCAUCACAUAGACAAUCUAGAAGGAGAUUUAGGAAAAUCAACCAAAAAGGAGAAAGACAAACAAUUAUUGAUACUGUUGAUGCUUAUCCUGUAGGGAAGCCACCCUUACCUAGAGGUUAUCAUACGGAAUGCACUAAACAGCAGCUACCUGCAGAUUUUACAAAACUGCACCUCACUGACAGUCUCCACCCACAGGUGACCCACGUUUCAUCUAGUCAUUCAGGAUGUAGCAUCACUAGUGAUUCUGGCAGUAGCAGUCUAUCUGAUAUCUAUCAGGCCACAGAAAGUGAAGCUGGUGACAUGGACCUAAGUGGAUUACCAGAGACAGCAGUAGAUUCUGAGGAUGAUGAUGAUGAAGAAGAUAUUGAGAGAGCUUCUGAUCCUUUGAUGAGCAGAGAUAUUGUUAGAGACUGUCUAGAAAAAGAUCCAAUAGACAGGACAGAUGAUGAUAUUGAACAACUCUUGGAAUUCAUGCAUCAGUUACCAGCUUUUGCUAACAUGACAAUGUCAGUGAGAAGAGAACUCUGUGCUGUAAUGGUGUUUGCAGUUGUAGAAAGGGCAGGAACCAUUGUUCUAAAUGAUGGAGAAGAACUUGAUUCCUGGUCUGUUAUUUUGAAUGGUUCUGUGGAAGUAACAUAUCCAGAUGGAAGAACAGAAAUAUUAUGCAUGGGAAACAGUUUUGGUGUUUCCCCUACCAUGGACAAAGAAUAUAUGAAAGGAAUCAUGAGAACCAAAGUGGAUGAUUGCCAGUUUGUAUGCAUAGCCCAGCAAGAUUACUGUCGCAUUCUGAAUCAAGUAGAAAAAAACAUGCAAAAGGUAGAAGAGGAAGGAGAGAUUGUUAUGGUAAAAGAGCAUAGGGAAUUGGAUCGCACUGGAACAAGAAAAGGUCACAUUGUUAUUAAGGGAACACCGGAGAGAUUAACAAUGCAUUUGGUAGAAGAGCAUUCAGUAGUGGAUCCAACUUACAUAGAAGAUUUCUUAUUGACAUAUAGAACCUUCCUUUCGAGCCCAAUGGAAGUGGGAAAAAAGUUAUUGGAGUGGUUCAAUGAUCCUAGCCUCAGGGAUAAGGUUACACGGGUAGUGUUAUUGUGGGUGAACAAUCACUUCAAUGAUUUUGAGGGAGACCCUGCAAUGACUCGUUUUCUGGAGGAAUUUGAGAACAAUUUGGAAAGAGAGAAAAUGGGUGGACAUCUGAGGCUGUUAAAUAUUGCAUGUGCUGCUAAAGCUAAACGAAGGACUAUAACAUUGACAAAGCCAUCUCGGGAAGCUCCUUUGCCUUUCUUAUUAUUAGGAGGAUCUGAAAAGGGAUUUGGAAUCUUUGUUGACAGCGUAGAUUUGGGUAGCAAGGCUACUGAAGCAGGCUUGAAACGUGGAGAUCAGAUAUUGGAGGUGAAUGGCCAAAACUUUGAAAAUAUCCAGCUAUCAAAAGCCAUGGAAAUUCUUCAAAAUAAUACCCAUUUAUCUAUCACUGUGAAAACCAACUUAUUUGUUUUUAAAGAACUUCUAACAAGGUUGUCUGAGGACAAAAGAAAUGGUGCUCCUCACCUUCCUAAAAUUGGUGAUAUUAAAAAAGCAAGCCGUUACUCCAUCCCAGAUCUUGCAGUUGAUGUGGAACAGGUGAUAGGAUUGGAAAAAGUAACCAAGAAAAGCAAAGCCAACACUGUUGGAGGGAGAAACAAAUUAAAGAAAAUACUAGACAAAACCCGCAUCAGUAUCCUGCCUCAGAAACCAUACAAUGAUAUUGGAAUUGGUCAGUCUCAGGAUGAUAGCAUUGUAGGUUUAAGGCAGACCAAGCACAUUCCUCCUGCUCUACCUGUCAGUGGAACAUUGUCAUCAAGCAAUCCUGACUUACUACAGUCACAUCAUCGCAUCUUAGAUUUCAACACAACUCCAGAUUUACCAGAUCAGGUUCUGCGAGUUUUUAAAGCAGAUCAGCAAAGUCGCUAUAUUAUGAUAAGCAAGGACACAACUGCAAAGGAAGUGGUUGUUCAAGCAAUUCGAGAGUUUGCUUUAACCACCACCCCAGAUGCAUAUUCUUUAUGUGAGGUCUCUGUCACUCCAGAGGGUGUCAUCAAGCAACGGAGACUUCCAGAUCAACUCUCCAAACUUGCUGACAGAAUACAACUUAGUGGAAGGUGA
Python bivittatus (Burmese python) is the source of this 2470-nucleotide messenger RNA. Lineage: Eukaryota; Metazoa; Chordata; Lepidosauria; Squamata; Pythonidae. The record is from RefSeq and is a predicted model, not a curated record.